UCUGGAACUCCAGAUAGAAUAUCCAGGAUGAGUGACGUCGAGGCCGCGGAGAACGUGAUCACGGUGGGCACCUACGUGAUAGUCAAGAAGCAGAGUUUCAGUAAGAUAUACAAGGUAUCUGAAAACGGUAUUCUGACGCUAGGGAAAGACCAGAAGGUGCAUAUGCGCGAGAUCAUCGGCAAGCCGUUCUGGAGCACCUUCGAAAUGGUGCCGUUAUAUAAUAGCAAGGGGACCUUCUCCCUGCGGCUGGCGGAGCAAGCGGAGUCGUGGGACGGCCUGAAGGGCGACCUGAGCGGACAGGACAACCGCUCGAUCACCGACGACGGCACGUCGCAGAGACUGUCGAAGGAGGAGAUUCUGCAGUUGCGGGAGGCCGGCAAGACCGGCAAGGAGAUAAUCGGCAGCCUCAUAGAGAACAGCCGGUCCUUCGCGGCCAAAACGGAGUACUCACAGGAGAAGUACAUCAAGAAGAAGGAGCGCAAGUACUUCAGGUUCCUGAUGGUGUGCAAGCCCUCCAUAGUGUCUCUACACGACGUGUACUUCAAGCACAAUCAUGAAAAAAUUGGAGGAUUGAGGAUGGACACUCUGGCACAGUUACUGUCUUACAGCGACGUGCAGUCAGAUGGCUUGCACUUGCUGUACGACAGUGGGUUUCAGGGAUUGCCAGCCGCAGCUAUGCUGAACAGGAUAGGCGCGAACACCAGUGGCUACUUGAUCAAUUUGCAUCCCGGCAACCUUCCUCAGACUACAAUAGUUCAAGCAAUGAAUUUCUCAGAGGAAUUAAAGGACAGGCACGUCACAGUGAACAUCUAUAGCUUCCUGAGAUUGCAUUACCAGGGCGAAGCAAACGUGUUAGAAAAUAUUUCCACGUGUAAAAGGACUACUAAUCAUGUCAACAAACUGAAAAAUUGUGAGAGACCACCUGAGGAAUCCGAGCAAGGAACUGAGACUGGUGAAACAUCCAAAAUCGAUAGCGAAGCAUCGGAGACUGGGACAGAUGAGAACAAUACACCUCUUGCAAAUGAUGCGAAAAAAGAAAAUGUGUUGAAACGGAAAAUCGAUGAACUCGAGGACGCAGUGCCCGCGAAGAAGCCAAGGUGGUUCUUGGAAACACAACGCGCAGUAGAUUUGUUGAGCAACUCGAAGGCUCGUGGUUUGACCAUUAUAGCGAGAGAGCAUCCUCUGAACAUCAUAAUCGCUCUGUUGCCUUUCCUGGGAGCCUCACGGCCCUUCGUUAUUUUUCACACGCACCGAGAACCGUUGCAAGAGACUUACAUCGAGCUGAAACAAAAAUAUAAUGUGAUCAAUGUAAAACUAUUCACAAACUUCUUACGGUCUUAUCAAGUAUUACCAGACAGAACGCAUCCUGAUAUACUGACCAAUGAUACUGGUGGUUACAUCUUGACAGGAUACUUAGUUGAAUAAUAGUUGAAAAUGCGUUUAAUGAAUUUUGAUACGAGAAAUCGAUUGGCAUGCAGUUGCAUGUUCCAGAAUUGUAAAAUACUGAAAUCAGAAAUGUACGAAAAUUUUCACUCAUUAUAAAUAAUUUAUAAUUUUUUACAUAAAUAUAAUUCUGUUGGUAUAAA
Messenger RNA from Ooceraea biroi (clonal raider ant), 1586 nucleotides. It is a transcript of the gene Trmt6, whose product is annotated as tRNA methyltransferase 6 non-catalytic subunit. NCBI's taxonomy places the organism in Eukaryota, Metazoa, Arthropoda, Insecta, Hymenoptera, Formicidae. Gene Ontology annotation, biological process: tRNA methylation. The record is from RefSeq and is a predicted model, not a curated record. Gene Ontology annotation, cellular component: nucleus; tRNA (m1A) methyltransferase complex.